This is a messenger RNA of Opisthorchis viverrini, 4341 nucleotides long. RefSeq lists its product as hypothetical. NCBI's taxonomy places the organism in Eukaryota, Metazoa, Platyhelminthes, Trematoda, Opisthorchiida, Opisthorchiidae. Gene Ontology annotation, cellular component: signaling receptor complex. The transcript is spliced from 2 exons. The coding region runs from base 25 to 4242 and encodes 1405 amino acids. Gene Ontology annotation, biological process: positive regulation of kinase activity; protein phosphorylation; cell surface receptor protein tyrosine kinase signaling pathway. The record is from RefSeq and is a predicted model, not a curated record. Gene Ontology annotation, molecular function: transmembrane receptor protein tyrosine kinase activity; ATP binding.
GAACAAGUACGGGCGAACCAUGAGAUGACAUACUACCGAUUGUGGUGGAUCAACACAAUCAAGCUUAAUUUUAGCACCGCAUCUAUUUUACUUUUGACGUGUCAUGUGACUGUUUUUUGUGCUCCAGAUCAACCUGGUUUUCGACAUUCGACCGCAUCGCAGAGAUACGUUACAACAAGUGAACCCAUUCAAAACCAUGAGUUAAAAGUAGAUCUGUCCCGUCAGCAGAAUGUAGACGUCUCUGAUGGAACUUCUGUGAUCACACUCACAUGUCCAGAUGGUUCCCACUGGAUCCUACCGCAUUCGUUUCCUUUUGAGGAAGAAAAUGCCUAUUUGGAAGUCAUGGCAGGACCUGACGGGGGCUCAACAAUCCGUUUCCGCCUGUCUGAGAAGACGGCUAUCCGGGGAAAGCAACGAGGAUUGUAUGAGUGCCACCGACGAGCGCGCCAACUACUUACAACGGUAAAUGCAACGUGGGAACGACGGUCUGGGCAACCAGACUGCUGUCCAUGUUGUCCCUGGUUCGAACAACACCACUGUAUCGAUCGCUGGGACUAUCCCGUAUCACCAUCAGCUGACCAUCGUCAGGUCUUCCUCUAUACUGGAUCCAUCGCCAACACACUUGAUAGAACGAUGCACCCAGUUGUGAAUGAACCUAUGCUUGUUCCGUGUCCUGGACCAUUCGUGCACCGUGAAAAACCGGACUUCUAUGCUAAAUCAACACCGUAUCAGCUUUCUCUUGGUGAUACUGACCAACUACCCUCCACCGACUAUGAGUUCGACCCCCGAUUCGGACUGUGUUUGCGCAAGAUGCAAUUGCAACAAACCACGCUGUAUAUCUUUUGUAAGUAUCCAAACAGUAAAUGGAAUCGCAUGCUGCGGAUCAAGUGGCCACCACCUCCACCGGUUUUGGCUCCUGAAGUGGAACUUCAGCUUACAGAAUUGAACAGAGAGCAAUCCUCUAGCUCCGUUCAAGCAAACCAAUCCGGUCUCCAGCAUUUUGCCGGCUGGAAGUCUCUGAACAAUUCUAUAUACAGAGUAAAGGAGGGAACGUUGCUUCGUGUGGACUGCGUUGCCAGUUACAAUGAUCCAUACAUCGUAAAGCAAUAUCCUCGUCGACUGUGUUUCAAAUGGAAGUUGGUAACCCUGCCACCAAAGAAACCUCUGCUGGAUCAACUGGAAUCGAGCAUGAAUGACUCCGAGGAUAACGGAUGGAAGUCGGUCAGGUGCCUGCCAGUUAACCGCCUCAAUACAGCCCCAAAGCAAGUCUACUCUGUGAGUAGUUUUAACCUGCCACCAGUCGGAUCAAACCUGCUAUCGAUUGAAUGUGAUGUUCUUACUGAAAGUCGUUUGGCACCAGCAAAUCGCCAGAUCGUGUGGGUAGCGCCGCAGUCUGCAGAGCAGAACAGUUCAAAGCAAGAAUUGCUUUGGAAGAUUGAUCCAUUGCCAUUUGGCCCUGAUUUUAACGGCACUCGAUCAACGGAGCCAAAUAACUUGUUUCUGCGUCUCAUUCCCGGUCAGUCUGGUUUUUCCGUCCUCUACUGGACCAACCACGAAGUGGGUGGCUCGCCCGAGUGUGCUUGGGAGCAAUUAUCUCCGUUUGAAGGAAGGAAGUACCGCAUGAAGAUUAGCUUAACUCGCUGGACAGAUAAAUGGCACUGUCAACUAAACCACAGUGAAAAGUCGGUUUCCGUAUUCGGGCGACUACAGUUUGGUUAUGGGGCUUUUCACAAAGUCCUUCGAAUUUAUGCGGCCAGUUCAUUGUCUGGAAAGCCACAAAUUGAAGGGUUUCAUGGAAACGUAUUUCAGCCAAUUAGACUGAACUGUACGCACUCAUUCGAAGAAGAGUCGAUAUGGAAAGAAGUUGGCCUCAACAGUUUGCCAAGCUAUAACUGGACUGUACAGUAUGGUCAUUCGACAAGAUAUUACGAAGGAAAUUACGUCUGGUUAGAACCAAUGAGCAAGAAAUAUGAGAUGUGUACACGGCUAUAUGACUACGAUCUCAUUGCAAAUACCUCCUCGCAACAGACAGCUGAAUAUCACCCGGAAGAAUUGCUUCUUUUGAACGUGCAACAGCCAAACAUUACAGAUACUGUAACAAUUAUACCUCGUGGAAGGUCUACUAAGUUCCGACAAAAAGCUCUUAUCAUUCGGGGUUACCCUGUGAAGGUCACAUGUCUAAUCGAUUCCGGACUGUUACCCCCCAUCCAAUCGCCACUUUCCACUCAGUUAUGGCCAUCGGUAGAUGUCACAUUUGAAACCAUUGCGAAAAAGGAUUCGGAAACCACAUGGAUUUUGACGCCAUUAUCUCGGGGAGUUCAAAGGGUACUGGAAACAUGGAACGUAACAGACAGAGAUCAGCAUCACAUCAGUUGUAGCUUCAAUGGAAGUCAGGUGGAUUUAGACAUCAGUAUUGAACGUCCGAUCUCACCGGAAAUCCUUUUACCCAACAAAACUUCAGUCCUAAUGGACGGGGCAGUUAGUGUCCUUGCAUGCUCCGCAACAGGUGUACCGGCUCCUGACCUCGCGUGGGAAAUGUUGAAUAGUAACAUAGGCGUGCAGAACACAUUCGUUGUAAAAGAAUGCAAAGCCAGGAAUGUUUUCGAAAACCUCACUUUGUGCAAUCUGACCACGAGUGUGGAACUGUCGAAUUCAUCAUUCCGAUGCAACGCUACAAAUGUUGCCGGGACUAAGUUUCGUACAGUGAGUGUCGUUCGUAGUCUACCACGCGUGGCUGUCAGUGGUCUUCGUGGAAGUAGUGUACUAUAUCUGUUUGUCGGUUUUUCGGCCAUAGUCGCAGUUAUUUUGGGUGUUGCGACAGCAUGGUAUUACCGUUCAGCUAGGACAGCGCUAAAACAUGGAACCGUUUUAAAACGGACCCCGAAUAUACUGUAUAAAGAACCGGUGGAAUACAAGAAGGGUAAAAAGGUAUCGAUCAGUUUUCAAAAAGACCAAACUCCAGUGAUGCAUGCUCUUUCUAGUCUGCUAGGCUCUUUCGAGGCUGCCUCCUAUUGGGCAAUUCCACAAUGCUGCCUACAAACGUCCUCAUUUCGAAUCGGUCUAGGCCACUAUGGACAAAUUAGCAAAGGAUGGCUCUCUCCCGCAUUCUUGAGGACCUAUCGCCAGUCUGGGAACACGAUUAAUUCUGAUGACAGUUUAGUUGCUGUUGCUAUCAAGUCAGCUUCGGAGGAGGCCAGCAGUCUGACAUGCCUAUUAAACGAAAUGUCUGUACUGUCUAACUUGAGCCAAAACAAGAAUGUGGCUCAAAUGAUAGGAGUAUUGAUUGGAACACAGACGGACCUGAGCGAUACUCUGCUGAUACUUGAAUAUUGCUCACACAAAAGCCUGAACGAAUUUCUCCGCGACAGUGUUGACCGACUGAAGAAUCAUGAGCGUAGACAAAAAUCAAGUGUUAACUCCUAUGAUUCUGGAGUUCACAGCUUGACUGAAGCAGAUGUGGGUGGGAGGCCUGAUAGCGAAAAUGGAGAAUCCAAAAUUCCACGAAACGACCCUGGCCUAACAUCUCCGAAAGUAUUGUCUAACUGGAGAGCGGUGUCAGCAGGAACGGAACAGCACAUCACUCUGUUUGACCUAUACUACUUUGCACACGGUAUAGCCAGUGGGGUGGUCUACCUGGCUUCGGAAGGUGUAAUUCACAGAGAUUUGGCGACGCGGAACAUCCUGAUUGACCAGUUCCUGACUCCAAAAAUUUCUGAUUUUGGGCUGGCGGUUCGAAUCAAUGCAGCAUCAGCAACAACAACUGUCGGCCAACGGGACGAUUCAUACAGAAUUAUUUCGCCUAGAAAACAACUUCCUUUCAGGAUACUCCCACCGGAAGCAUUGGGGGAGCAAAUGUUUUAUUUGGCAUCGGACAUUUGGGAAUUCUCGCUGCUGUUGUGGCAGAUGUUUCACCUGGAAGUAAAACAGCCAUUCUCUCAGGUGAGUACUGCGACAGAGUUACUUGAACUAAUCACAGCCGAUUCGAAUUCGUCCUACCCUAAACACCCUCCAUCACUGGACCGUCCAAGACUCGUGCAUGAUGAACUGUGGAAUCUGAUGUGCCAGGCCUGGGAAGUGGACUAUAGGUUACGUCCGACGGCUGAAGACUUCAAACACCUCAUUGAAGACUGGCUAAACGCUUUGCGUGUUUCAUCUGAAGAAAAUUCACAUGCGUCACACUAUUCUCCUAUAACCUACGCAGAGAUCAUUCAGUCAAACGGGGUCGAGCCAACCGUCACGUAGGCCGCAGUUUUCCCAUUUUCUCAUUGCCAUAUUGUAUACAGCUGACGUGUAAACACUGCUUUUUAUCAUAUCCGUUCACUGGUUAUACGUAUGAGGUGC